Messenger RNA from Cloeon dipterum, 651 nucleotides. RefSeq lists its product as uncharacterized. The transcript is spliced from 3 exons. The coding region runs from base 86 to 580 and encodes 164 amino acids. The record is from RefSeq and is a predicted model, not a curated record. NCBI's taxonomy places the organism in Eukaryota, Metazoa, Arthropoda, Insecta, Ephemeroptera, Baetidae.
UAAAACCGAAGAUAACAAACCGAUCCUUGCGUCGAAUUUGUCAUUCUGUCGAUCGGUGAUAAGUCAACACAGUCAGAAUUGGAAAAUGCGCCUCCUGAUUGCGUUCGUUUUGGUGAUUUGUGCUCUGCAAGUGGACGUCACGUCUGGCCUCAAGUGCUACGCAUGUGUACAAAACGGAAUCAAGGGGGACAGGAAGUGUGAACUGUCAGCGAAGGAUGUGCCGAAUGGAGUCGUCAACUGCAACAAGAAGUACUGCGUCAUCAGAAGGAUCGAGUACGUCGAUCAGGGAGGCGCCGUGUUUUCCUUCUACCGUGGAUGCGAGCAAAGUCCAGACUUCAUAAACUCCGAGGUGACCGACUCGCAGUUCAAGACCUACUUCCGUUCUUGCACCACAGACCGUUGCAACGACGGCAAUGGCAUUUCAAACGGCGCCGGCGGGGGUGGAUUUGGAGACGACGGGGGUGGUAGUGGGGCCCUUUUGGUUCCGGGAAUCGGUGGCGGUGCAGCGUCCGCUUUUUCUUGCCCAAUUGCGAUUAUUUCUUUACUGAUCUUCUUGCUGAUAAGAUUUGCAUUGUUCUAGACGUAGUCAGUACAUACUCUAAUAUUUAUUAAAUCAGGACUGUGUUGCAAUAAAAAAGUUUUAAUAAUGUA